GCGAACUGUGUUAAUAUCUAUCUGAAGUGUGGCUAGCUACUAGCUGCUAGCAUAGCUCAACAGUCAAUGCUAACUAACGUUAGCCGCUGAGCUCGAUUCGUGCUACGGAAGUAACGUUGUGUUCCUCUGCUCGGAUGCAGCGUUUACACUGAAUGCUGCAAACCCCACGAUGGACUCCAGUGGGAAACCCUCAACUGCACAAGUUGUGGUUUUAGCCACCAGCUCCGCUUUGACUGCGCUCUUCUAUUCCAUCUACAAGAGCCGAGCUACAACGGUGGCCAGGUUAAAAGGAGCCAAAAGAGUUACCAUUGACCAGGGUUUGAAAAAGAUCCUGUCUGAAACUCCUGGACGAUGUGUCCCGUAUGCCGUCAUAGAAGGGGUCGUGAGGUCUGUGAAGGAAACUCUGAACAGCCAGUUUGUUGAUAACUGUAAAGGCGUGAUUGAGAGACUCACCCUGAAGGAGGAGAAGAUGGUGUGGAAUCGCACCACUCAUCUCUGGAACAACACCGAGAAAGUCAUCCACCAGCGCACCAACACCGUUCCCUUUUCUCUCGGGUCUCACGACGACGGAAUCGCUGCCGCGGUCCGCGUGGUCCGCCCGCUGGACGCCGCCGAGUUGGACCUGGAGACCACGUACGAGAACUUCCACCCCACCCUCCAGUCCCUGUCCAACGUCAUCGGCCACUUCAUCAGCGGCGAGCGGCCCAAGGGCAUCCACGAGACCGAGGAGAUGCUGCGGCUGGGAGAGGGCGUCACGGGCGUCGGAGAGCUGGUCCUCGACAACGACCUGAUCAAGCUGCAGCCCCCAAAGCAGGGCUUCCGCUACUUCCUCACGCGGCUGGAUUACGAGUCUCUCCUCAGGAAGCAGGGCAACAGCGUGCGGCUGUGGAGGAUUCUGACCGUGGCGUGCGGCGUCGCCGCCUGUUCCACCCUCCUGUUCAUCCUGUGGCGGCAGUACCACCACCACAGGGCGAGCAGGAAGGAGAGGAGCCUGCUGCAGGAGUUCAAGGAGCAGCAGAAGAAGCGCAUGCGCGAGCUCAACGUGGAGGAGGGCAGCGUGUCGCCCUCCAGCUGCAGCGUCUGCCUGGGCCGCGAGCGGUCCUGUGUGUUCCUCGAGUGCGGUCACGUGUGCGCGUGUCUUCAGUGCUUCAACGUCCUGCCGGAGCCAAAGAAGUGCCCCAUCUGCAGGGCGCCGAUAGACAGGGUGGUGCCCCUCUACAACAGCUAGUGUCCCGUGAGAAGUGUGCUUUUCAUCCCACGGUGGGACGUCUGAGACCGGGGGGGGGGAAAAAGGAAUCAUUCAUCUCUUGAGAGGGAAUGAGUAUUCCUCAAACUGACAAUUAUUGGUGUUAAUAAUUGUCAGUUUUUACAUGCCACCAAAGAGCGAGCGCACACAGUCAGGCCCUUCAGAAUACACUUCAAGGGCGUAUUUAUCGGUUUAAAAGGGUGGUAUAUAUUUAAAUACAGCACAUAAAUCCUAACCAUAGAAAUGUUUCAGCUAACGGGCUCGUUGACCCCACUCAGUCUUCACAUUUGACAUUGGAAACACGUAGAGGCUGUUUGUUCUACCUAACCCUUCCUUACUGUUGGGAUUUUUUUCUUUGGUAAGUCGUUGUGGUUCAACUUGUACACGGUUCUCUCAGGUCGUUUUUUAUGUUCUGGAGAAAGGGGACAGGCGGACUCUGUCCUUCCUCUCUCGACACUUUGCUGCUAGAAAGACACAUGCUGCUCGUGCUGCUGCUCUGCAGACACUGAGCUGAAGAAGGGUGCGGUGCGCCGACGGCCUCACCACCGUCACUGACGCUUAUUGUUUGAUUUUUCUUGGGCAUCUGGUCUAUUUCAACAGUAAUUGUAUUAAAGAAAAAUGCAUCCUGAACAUAUACUCUUGUUUUCAUUCAUU
This is a messenger RNA of Pungitius pungitius (ninespine stickleback), 1900 nucleotides long. RefSeq names its product mitochondrial E3 ubiquitin protein ligase 1b (gene mul1). Gene Ontology annotation, biological process: organelle organization; protein ubiquitination. NCBI's taxonomy places the organism in Eukaryota, Metazoa, Chordata, Actinopteri, Perciformes, Gasterosteidae. Gene Ontology annotation, molecular function: ubiquitin-protein transferase activity. The record is from RefSeq and is a predicted model, not a curated record. The transcript is spliced from 5 exons. Bases 170 to 1228 code for a protein of 352 amino acids. Gene Ontology annotation, cellular component: mitochondrion.